UUCAUUCUCUCUCUCUCUCAUCUAUCCUUGGUUCCUUACUAAGAAAUCCGGGCUUUCAUCUUUCUUUUCUAUUAAUCCGAAACUUUCCAUCAGUUCCCUAUUCAGUAUUGAUACCUGCAUUUUCUUUUGGUGCUCCUAGUACUAAAGUUUACUCAUUUUCGAUUGACUGACCCAUUUCACUUUCUCCAUCUUUUGACAUCUCUGGCUCAGUAAACAGCUCUGGAUUCUGAAGUUGAAGACUCGGCUCAUUAAUUUUGCCUUCUGUUAUUCAUUCUUUCUGCCGAUACAGGUCUUGCAUUGAAGAUCCACUUCUUGCAGUUUGAGCUCAGCAAGUCUCUCGCGUGUUAAAUAUAAGUAUUGUCUUUGGCAGUUCUCCAUUGCCCAUUUCUUAUAUUCUGAAUCUAAGCAACCGCAGCUAUUUCUUUCUCCUUCAUUCUUUUAAAUCUUAUGCUGUCAUCCAUGAAGGAUGAUCAGAUGGCCAUUCCUCACUUAUUCAGAUGCCCAAUUAGUCUAGACUUGUUCACUGAUCCAGUCACUCUGUGUACAGGCCAAACCUAUGAUCGAUCUAGCAUUGAGAAAUGGCUUGCAGCUGGGAAUCUCACUUGUCCUGUUACAAUGCAGAGGCUCCAUGAUCCAUCCUUAGUUCCAAACCACACGCUAAGACACUUGAUAGACCAAUGGCUUUGCAUGGACCACUCCUUCGACCCCGAUUACUUAAAAACCAUUGAUCCUGAUCUUUCCUUGACUACUCUGAAGCACAAACUUGAAUCCCAAGAAGUAACCUUGGCAACUAAGAUUGGAGCAGUGGGGAAACUCGAAGUUCUAUCCAAAGAUUUGGCUUGGAGGUCUGGUUUGAUUCAGCUAAAUUUCUUCCCACUCAUACUGCGUCUGUUUUUUGUUAAGUUUACUCAACAAGCAAACCUCGACCAAGAGGAUUCAGAGCUCGCAGAAGGAGCUCUGACUUGUAUCCUGAACAUGUUCCCUUUCAGCAAAUUGUGUUCUUUGAAUAUGCUUAAAGAAGACUCCAAUUUAGCCUCCUUUCUGGUGUUACUAGACCAUGGCACUGCCAAGAUCAAGACCAGUUUGUGUCAUCUGGUGGGGUUAAUUGCAUCGUCUUCAGAAACCAGAGAUCUUUGUGUGGUGUUUGGACAAAACCCAAAGAUCUUGCGAGGACUGAUCACUCUCCUACAUCAGAACUCUGAAGCCUCUAAUGCUGCAGUCAAAGCCAUAUCAGCACUAUGUUAUUUAGAAUUGAAUCAAGAGAAUGUUGUUACAGAAGGUGGGGUGGACGGCCUUAUAGCAUACAUCUCUGGUACCAACAUAAGCCAAUCAUCUAUGGCGUUGGCCACGCUUGAACUUCUGUUAGGACUGGAGAGUGGCAAAAAGGCUGCAGUUAAUAAUCCAAGUACAGUUCACGCUCUGGUUAAGAUGGUCUUCAGAGUAUCUGAUCAUGAAGGCAGUGAAAAUGCAGUAGGCUCUCUGCUGAUCAUUUGCUAUGACUCACUGAAGGUGCGGGAAGAAGCAAUAAGCGCUGGUGUCUUGACACAACUGCUACUACUACUUCAGAGCCAAUGUAGUUGCAGGUCCAAGAACAAGGCCAGGGUGUUGCUCAAGUUGCUUAGAUCCAUGUGGGCUGAGAGCCCAAGUGCAAGUGCAGUAUGGCCUAGUUGACUUGAUGCCUGAGUUGGUCUCUGAAAAUUUCUGCACAUAUAUAUUGUUUCCAAUAAGGGGAUAGAGAGUAAGAAUCCCCCUUCAUACCAAGAAACCAUGAAUGAAGUGUCUUUCUCUGCAUAUGUUGUGUUCUUCUUCUUUACAGCAUAACCAAGCAGGGGUCUGCCUCUUGCUUGGCUAUUGUAAUCCCUGUAAGUCUGUAACAUUCUUUCAAUCCUUUCUAAGAAAACACAUUUCUCCGAA
Nelumbo nucifera (sacred lotus) is the source of this 1914-nucleotide messenger RNA. Its product is annotated as U-box domain-containing protein 26-like. The record is from RefSeq and is a predicted model, not a curated record. Lineage: Eukaryota; Viridiplantae; Streptophyta; Magnoliopsida; Proteales; Nelumbonaceae. Gene Ontology annotation, biological process: protein ubiquitination. Gene Ontology annotation, molecular function: ubiquitin protein ligase activity.